This is a messenger RNA of Acanthamoeba castellanii str. Neff, 2844 nucleotides long. Its product is annotated as ubiquitin specific peptidase 38, putative. Gene Ontology annotation, cellular component: nucleus; cytosol. The transcript has 22 exons. Gene Ontology annotation, molecular function: cysteine-type endopeptidase activity; cysteine-type deubiquitinase activity. NCBI's taxonomy places the organism in Eukaryota, Discosea, Longamoebia, Acanthamoebidae. Gene Ontology annotation, biological process: protein deubiquitination. Bases 1 to 2844 code for a protein of 947 amino acids. The record is from RefSeq and is a predicted model, not a curated record.
AUGGGGGAGCUGCUCCUGGCCCACCUGGCUGGCCAACCGGGGCAGGAGAAGUGGGCCGCUUCGUUCUUCUCCACCACGCGCCUGACCGAAUACCUCGUCGACACGUGCCCUCGUGCGAGAUGCGAGGAGGAGGAGGAGGAGGAGGGGGGAGAGGAGGGGGUGAGGAGGAAGGGCUUGUUGACGCACAGCCUCGACAAGGUGGUUCACCUCCUGUGCCUCGCGCUCACCCUCAAGGGCAAAAGCGACCCCGUGGGCGUGCUCCGAGACAGCAACGCCUUGCACUCCUACCUCUCACCUCUCCUGCGGAAAUUCGCCUCGCCACUGCUGCAGGUUGCACUUGCCCAGCUGUUGGUGUGCGUGCCCAGCGCUCGCCCUCCCGCAGUAGAUGUGCCGCAGGUGGUGCUCGGCUGGCUGACGGGAGUGGGAGUCGAGGACGAUGUUGCCGAACACGCGGAUGGCGGGAGUGAAGCGGCGCGUGCUUAUGACACGCGAGUGGGACUGCUCACUACCCUCCUCCUGCACACGUGCAAUGGCCGUGAGGACAAAAUCCUGGCCCUCCUCGUGCAGGUGUUCAUCCACUUGGCCAAGCCUGCAUCCGGGUCGAGCGGGGGUAUCCCUUCAUUCGCCCUCGCUGCGGUCCUACAGAACGUGCCCUCCUCGUACAUCGCUCGUUCGCACCUACGCUGGGCCGGCACCCUACGGGCGGCCAGCCUCAUCGCGCAUCCCGCUUCGGGGGCCAAGGAUGCAGAAGUGGAGCUCGCCUUGGUCCACCUCAUCAGCUGGCCCCUCUCCCACCGCCUCGGGGAUUGGGUGAUCGGCCUGCUGGGCGCAUUGGCCGAGGCGAAGCGCUAUUCCGUGGUGGCCUCCCUGACAGCCAAGUCAGCACACAUUGCCGUGAACCAGAUGUUCGUGCCCGAACUGCGCGUGGGCGCCCUCCGUGUGCUGCGCCACCUCCUAUUGGGCUAUCAGCACAGCCCCACCAUAUUCCACGCUCUCCUUCCGGACUUGACGAAGCUGGUGGCCGCCCUCGCCGAACAACCAGGCGGCACCACUGGCGGCAGCAGCAGCAGCAGCAGCAGCAGCUCGGCUUCCUCCGCAGACAGCCACCACAAUCGUCGGCCGCGAGAGGAAGCCGAGGCGCCGACCGAGAAAGAGGAGAGGCUGUCUCUCGGCAGUGCGGGCUGGGAGGCGGCCGUGGCACGCCAAGGGCAACAGGCAGCCGACCCCGCGCUCUCCCAAGUGUACGCCGCGCAGAUCGUUCCGCGCCGCGUCAUCUCUGCCCUCCUCACGCUCUUCGACUCCGCUUCCACCACACAUCCCCCGUGGUGCCCUUAUGUGGGGGCGGGCCUCGCGGAGCUGCUGCACGUGCUGAUGCUCCACUACACGGGCUAUCCGGAGCUUGAGGCUGAUGCACGCAAACUAAUAUCGCAGCACCAGUGGACGACAGCCGAGGGGGUGUACAAGGAGGUGGGCAACGUCCUCCCCAGAACGGGAGCCCGCGGCAGGACUGGACUUGUCAACCUGGGCAACACCUGCUACCUCAACUCCGCUUUGCAGGCCCUGUUCAUGACUGACAGUCUGCGGGAUGCGUUGGCUGCGCUCAACCUCCCCCUCCGCCCCUCCGAUGCUGCUCACGCGCUUGCCGCUUGCCCCACUGCGACCCAGCUGCAAAGAGUGUUCGCAUAUCUUUUGCGAUCGGCGCGCGGGGCCUACGCCCCCAAGCUGUUGCGAGCCGCGCUGCCGGGGUACUACCAGGAGCCCAUCCAACACGAUGCGUCUGAAUUCUUAAAGUACCUGCUGGACCAGCUCGAGACCGAGCUGGGGGCGACCCCGCAGAAGGCACUCGUGUCACGCAGCUUCGGUGGCACCCUCACCAACCGCAUCAUUUGCUCCUCCUGUGGCCACCAGUCCCCAACCAAGGAAGCCUUCACCGACCUGGCACUUCCCUUCGACACUACUGAUGAGGCCGCGCCCACUGAUCUGGCCGCCAUGCUCCGGAGCUUCUUGCGCGCGGAGCUGCUCGAAGGCUCCAACCGCUACGCGUGUCCCCGCUGCGACGCCCUCCGCGACGCCCGCAAGGAAGUGGCGGUGACGUCCCCGCCGGAGCACCUGGUGCUCACCCUGAAGCGGUUCAGCUACGACUACAAGACCGGCCGGCGCGCCAAAAUCCUCACGCCCGUCCGCUACCCCCUCUCGUUCAGCCUCCCCGUGCUCGACCACGACGCGUUGGCGGCGGGGGUGGAGACGGUGACCGAGGUGCCGUACCAGCUCUACGGCGUGGUCAUGCACAGCGGACGAUCCGCCCACCAUGGGCACUACUACGCCUAUGCUCGGCCCGCCCACGCCCCUCUCGCACGAAAGGAAGGGCCGGAUGAGGACAGCGGGGACCACCGCCACCUCGAGGGGAGGAGGGAGGAGGAGGAGGAGCGGUGGUACCUGUUCAACGACUCGCUCGUGCAGAAGUCGAGCUACCGGGCGUUCUCAGCCAUCUCCCAAAAGUUCAGCUCCGACGUGCCCUACCUCCUCUUCUACGCUCGAGCCACUCCCCACGCCCCUCGGCCCGACUCAGCCGCCGCCACAGAGGCCACGGAGGUCCUUCCGGCCCUCGCGCGCGAGGUCGAGGCCGACAACGCCCGAUUCCUGGCCGAGGAGGAGGCUGCCGCGAGACGCGCCGCCCAGAUCAAGAAAAGCCGAUACGCCUACGCACGCACCUCCUCCCCCUUCUACCGAUUCGACGAGGACGACGAGGACGAGUGGGGCGGGCGUGGCUGCGGCGGAAAGCGCUUCGAUGACGACUUCGGCGGUGGGGCCUUCGGCGGUUUCGGACCCCAUUUCGUGUCGUGA